Ostreococcus lucimarinus CCE9901 is the source of this 3275-nucleotide messenger RNA. RefSeq lists its product with no specific name. Bases 1 to 3249 code for a protein of 1082 amino acids. Lineage: Eukaryota; Viridiplantae; Chlorophyta; Mamiellophyceae; Mamiellales; Bathycoccaceae. Gene Ontology annotation, biological process: glucan catabolic process. Gene Ontology annotation, molecular function: beta-glucosidase activity. The transcript has a single exon. The record is from RefSeq and is a predicted model, not a curated record. Gene Ontology annotation, cellular component: cell surface; extracellular region.
AUGGUGGCGGUGCUCGGGGCGCGCGCGCGAGGGACGGCGACGGGGGACGCGCGCGCGCGCGAGAGCGCGGCGCUGGGAUUGACGCCGGUCGAGCGCGAGGCGUUCACGCGCGUUCCGGAUAACGCGGGCGUCGCGUUGAACGGAUGGUUGCACCUCGAGGAUUGGUUCUUCGCGAACGGUGAGAGCACGUUGGUGGAUUCGCCGCUCGGGCGCGCGCAGGGAAGGGUGUUGCCGCCGUUUUUCAAUUCAGCCGAGGAGCUCGGUUUUUCGUGGUCGAGCGAGGGGGAGUUGGUGGCGAAACUCGCGAAGAAGUAUGGGAAUUUGAAGACUGUGAAGAUUAUGAACGCGUAUCGAUCGAGUUGGAUGACGAACGCGGACGUGGAGAAGAUCGCGCGAGUGGGAUACAAGACGCUGCGACUACCUGUGAAUUGGGCGGCGUUCAUGGGCACGGAGAAAAGCCCGACGCGAGUGGUCGAAGACCCAAAGUAUAGCGAUCGAGCGCAGGUGACUGUCGAUCAGAUGACGUUGACGAACGUUCUUCGAAUCUUGCACAAGAAGACUGGGGCGCGAGUGGUAGUCGACAUGCACAACAUGCCCGGUGGCAGCUCGGAGGGCACGUACAACGGCGUGUCUCCGCACCCACCGGCGUUUUGGGACGACGCAAAACUUCAAGACGUGGGUGUGAACGCGAUUCACAGUAUGUUCAAGUGGUACAACCACCUCACUGAGGAUGAUAAGGAUUUUGUCGAUGGCUUCACGCUUUUGAACGAACCCGCGCACUUGAUGCCGGCGAAACGCGACGCGAUGCUGGCAUGGAUGGAGAAGGCCAUCUUUGCGUAUCGUCAGCUCGUGGCGCGACCCCGCGAGAUGUCGGGCAAGCGCGUGCCAAAGCUGUACGUCAAUUUGAUGGAAACGAGUGGGCUAGCAGUACAAGAGUACGGGAAACUCAUGAGAAAGUGGUUCGAUCGCGAAGAGCUUAGAACGUGGGCGGUAUUAGACACACACUUCUAUCUCGCUUGGGGAGUGAAUGGAUGCAAGUCUGGGUGCGCUUGGAGUUGCUCGGACUCGUCGCAACACAUCACUGAAACCGUUCGAUCUGCCAUGGCCGGGCACAUCGCGAAGGUGAAGCGCACGGCGGAGGACAUCGGAGUGCACCAAUUUAGUGUGGGCGAGUGGUCGCUCGCGACGCAUCACGACAGCGCCAUGGGCUGCGACGAAGAUAGAGUGAAACAUGCUGUGUACAGGGGUCAAAUGCGAGCUUUUGAGGUCGCAAACAUGCCAAACUUUUUCUGGGGUUGGAAAAUGCAACGCGCUGGGAAGCAUCAAGAUUUCUGGAGCAUGGAACACUUCCAAGCGUCCCUCGGCGCGUUUCACGACGACUCUGAGGUGAGUGGUGGUAACGUCACGACAAACGCUGGUCGAACCACACCGGCAGAACAGGCGCAAGCGUUGCCACGUCCGACGGCAGCGAGGCUUGGUGCAUCGCAGGAAGACGCAUCAGAGGAGUACUCAGAUCCCAUGACGCUGGCUGACGCGAUGAAGGCAGCUACUUCAACGGACGUGUUACCUACGCCCGUGGCGCCGGCCUCAUCUUCCCCAGUUCCAACCACCAGCCCGAACGCAGCGGAACAGCAGUCGCUGACUGGCAUUGAGGCAGCUACUUCAACGGACGUGUUACCUACGCCCGUGGCGCCGGCCUCAUCUUCCCCAGUUCCAACCACCAGCCCGAACGCAGCGGAACAGCAGUCGCUGACUGGCAUUGAGGCAGCUACUUCAACGGACGUGUUACCUACGCCCGUGGCGCCGGCCUCAUCUUCCCCAGUUCCAACCACCAGCCCGAACGCAGCGGAACAGCAGUCGCUGACUGGCAUUGAGACGAACGCAACCGAGGUCAAUAGUUCUAGCACAUUGGGAUUCGAAGGCCACGCGGCGCCCUGGGAGAAGGCGUCGAGAGGUUUACCGCCCGUAGAUUUCACGCAAGAAAACCAGAACGGCGGACCGAAUCGCGAGCAGAAGCAUCACAAGAGCGACAUUUCGGACGAGUUCGAAGAAGUCGAGCCGAGACACAGCAGUCACAAGGAACAACCGCAAGCUGACCGCGAGCAGAAACAUCACACGGUGCGGCAGCAACCGAUUGCUGCGCAGCCGACUACGUACCAGCAACCGCAGCAGACGGCCACGUAUCAGCAGCCAGCGCAGCCGACUACGUACCAGCAACCGCAGCAGACGGCCACGUAUCAGCAGCCAGCGCAGCCGACUACGUACCAGCAACCGCAGCAGACGGCCACGUAUCAGCAGCCAGCGCAGCCGACUACGUACCAGCAACCGCAGCAGACGGCCACGUAUCAGCAGCCAGCGCAGCCGGUACCCAUGUCGGGAUCGUCACAAAGUCGUCCAGCGCUUGCGCCGGCGCGCCAAGUGGUGCCAUCUCGCUUUGCUCCGGCUGUGCAAGCCCCGGUCACUUCUUCGACAACUUCGGACAAGCCAAUUGUGUACGCGAAAGAUAGACACGAUGGUUCAUUUUGGGGCACCUCGUAUGGAUUAGACGCGCUCAAGCCUCCAGAAAUUCAUCAAAACUCGCUCAUGAUUGACGACGAGCAAAACGUGGACGAGACAGAAUAUUACGAAGAACCGCGCGAAGCUGUCGCUGCUCGCACUGGCGCCAAGUUGCCGACAUACGCUGAUGACGCGGCUGAUCAUUUGUAUCACCACCGCUCGACGUACUCCAUGCACGACGCCAAACAUAUGAAGCACAAGAUUUCGUACGAUCUCUUCUCCUCGAGCGCCUCCAAGGCGAGCGACUCGUACGACGAUGACGACGACGACGUCGACGAGGACACGCGCGAUGCACACGGACAUGGACGAAAGAAGCAUGAUGAAAGCGUCGACUUCGAGGCUCUCGCGGAAUCACAGAGUUUUGUCCCUAAAGAAUCUUCCAAGCACAAUAAGAAUCCGUGGGACGACUCAGUUGAGCGCGCGCCGAAGAAGAAGAGCUCUCAUCGCAGUAGUUCCGCGGACUUUGACGAAGACGACGACGAGGGUGACGAAAACCUUUCGACGCACGCUCAGCACGGUUCCUCGAAACACUCUCACAAGUCCAAAAAGCACGCAUCAAAGUCGGACGCGUACUCCGCCGACGCUCUCGAAGAAUCCUUCGCCGAGGACGACGUCGACCACGACCACGAGCACGAAGACGACGACGAGGGUAUUCCAGCCUGGAUCCAAUGGGACGCCGCCACGGCCGCGUAAAGCGCGCAACAUUCCUGUAAUAGCUU